This is a messenger RNA of Colletotrichum acutatum, 324 nucleotides long. RefSeq lists its product as uncharacterized. NCBI's taxonomy places the organism in Eukaryota, Fungi, Ascomycota, Sordariomycetes, Glomerellales, Glomerellaceae. The record is from RefSeq and is a predicted model, not a curated record. The transcript has 2 exons. Bases 1 to 324 code for a protein of 107 amino acids.
AUGGUCUACACACUCACCGUCCACCUCCACGCAAACGACCACCCGGACUCGGUCGAACGCAUAAAGGCGAAGCUCAUCGAGGCCUCGCGCGUCUACUCCAAGGACCGCGAGACCGUCAGCUGGUUCGUCAUGCAGGACGUCCACGACCCCAGGUCCUUCACCAUUGUCGAGCGCUUCGAGACGGAAUAUAGCCAAAAGUACCACCUCGAGAACCCUUACUGGAAGACCUUUGACCCCUAUGUUGUACCUUUGCUCGACCGCCCAAUGGACCUGAGAAGACAUGAGGAGCUGGAUACUUCCAAGGACGUUGUCGUGCCUCAGUAA